Plasmodium inui San Antonio 1 is the source of this 3492-nucleotide messenger RNA. RefSeq lists its product as hypothetical. The record is from RefSeq and is a predicted model, not a curated record. The transcript has a single exon. Bases 1 to 3492 code for a protein of 1163 amino acids. NCBI's taxonomy places the organism in Eukaryota, Apicomplexa, Aconoidasida, Haemosporida, Plasmodiidae.
AUGAACUCGAUUCUAUGCGGAGACAUAGAUGAGGAUCUCCUACGAGAUAAAUUACGCGAACUAAAACAACUGCAGGAGAUAAAGACCAGAGACUUGGUCGGCAGUUAUUUGAUUCCUUUCAUCCUGGUGGUUAAUAAAAUCAUCGCGAAGAGUGAUGAGGCCAAACGAGGGGCAGAGCUGAAGCAGGAAAGGGAAAGAAAAAAAAGAAUCGAAGAAAACAUACACAAGAUAAAGCAAAAAAUAAACGAAAGGAAACAUGGGGAGAGUUUCAAACGGGAGGAAAUGUCGUUCCAGCCCGAUGGCUGCAAUCCACUGGAUGGUAGGCAUGGCCUGAGGGAGAAGUUACCCGACGAGUUAACCGCGGAAGAGGGCAACGACGACGGUCAGGUGGACAAGAAAUGUAACUUUGCCAGACUGUGCGAGGACCUCACAGAGGGGUUCCACAUGUGCAUAUGGCUGCUGCUGAGGGGUAUGGAGGAGGGUAGGGGCAAACAUAUCCGCGAGGAGGGGGGUGGUGCGGAGAAGGCGGACAGAACGGAUCAGAGCGGCGUUAGCAGGAGUGGCAGCCCCAUCAGUGGGAGUUCCAUCGGUGGAAGCCCCAUGAGUAGAAGACCCAUCACUGGCAGUCUCGUCAGUGACAGUCCCACCCGUGGCGGUUGCCCGUCUUCGCGAAGGGAACGGUGGGUCUUCCAUCUUAGCCUGCUGUACAUCGCGCUCUGCUUUUAUCACAUGCACCUCAUAAGUGACGAAGGGGAGAAGAACAACCUGCACGUCAGCCUCUUCCUCCUUCUGGUUUCCUUCCCGCACUUUAAGGACAAAGAAAUUGAGCACUACGUGUGCCUAGACGGGAAGGUCUACCUCCGGUUCGACGUGUCUGUGCCGAGGCUCCUCUCCCGUGUGUGUAAGAUGGUGGGGCUGAAUUGUAAACGGGAGGGGGAUGCCAACUCCUGCUUGUUCUUCCUAACGCACAGUUUUCUGUUCGUCCAGUGUGCUGACCCGGGGGAAGCGGCAAAUAGGGAGAAAAGGGCCGACGUGGAAAAGGGCGAAGAAAAGGGCGAAGAAAAGGGCGAAGAAAAAAGCGUGGAAAAAGCCGCUCAUAACCGAGAGGGAGAGAGAAAAAAAUACAACUCCUUCCAAGACACGAUAAACAUUGUCCAGCACAUCAGCCAAGUGUUCCUCCAGUUUAACUUCUUCACGGCGUCCACUUUUCUUGCGAUGAGAAGUAUCGACCUGCACUCCUUCCUCCUGAGGAGUGACAUAGAGGAGCUGAGGAGGCAGUGCAGGUCGAUGCCUCUCAUCGGGAGGGAAGAAGAGCCCGUCGCGGGAACCCCCAAGGAGAGCCCUCCGCAUGGCGAGCUUCUCCACCUGAAUGAGGAGUUAACACAACAGGAUUUUCACUUUUAUGGCGACGACCCCAAUUGUGUCGUUGCCGAGAAGGGACAUAAAAGGAUCGACGCCCAGAUUGAGAAGAAGCUGGAAAAAAUAAUGGAAACAACCAUGUCCCUCUUCGACAGCAUAAACGAAUGCAUUUAUCUUUUCACAGAUCUACACCUUCUUAGCAUUUAUGAGCACCUUGUUUUGUUUUCCCUCUACAUGAGCAAAGACGUUAGCAGAUUAUUUCACCAAUUCAAGGGAGAAAGAAAAAAAAGGAAGCUUUCGCAACGGUACAAGUACAUGGCGUAUAGGAACUUGCUCGAGAUUUACAUCCUUUAUUUGAAACACAAUUAUUUGCGUUAUGCGAAGACAGGGGGAGGAGACGACCACACGUACGUAAGGGCGUGUCAGAUUUAUGGACGCAUGGACGAAGUGAGGCGGACUAUUCGUUCAUUGCUUCAAGGGGGUGGUGGAAGCAACAAUACACAUAUGGGUAGUCACCCACUGGAGAGGAAAAAAGGGAACGUAGGGAAGAAGCAAAACACGACAAGGAGUUGCAUAGCGAAAGGGGGGGAACUUCCUACUAGGGCGUACUUCCACAGAAACGAAAUUUGCAUUUGCGCUGGCGUCAUCCACGAAAGGGAGGAUAACCUCGCAGCAGCUUCCUACUUGGAAGGCACCAUACGGGUGAGCACCUCUGAUAUGAACACUAUGCCAAAUGGAGAAGAAGGCAUUCAUUAUUCAGGUGGAGAAAAAAAUCCAUCAAAACUGAUUGGAGAUGUUUUCUCCCUCGUGGACGAUAGCAACAUCGCUUACGAAUUUAUACUUGAACAAAUUGUGCACACUAAUACUUUCAAUUUUGAUGUGAAUAAAGAGGAGGAUGAUGAUGAGGGGGGGGAACUCAGACACACUCAGUACGUUCUCCUCCCUGGGGCGAAUGAGCAAAUGUCCUUUUCGACGUUCCUUCGGGGGAACAUAAAACAGGUGGAUGGCCUGGUGAGGGAGAUUUUCUCCAAGGUUUGGGCGGAAGGGACAGCAGUAACGGCCGCUACCACCGAUACCAUCGCUACUGCCGAUGCCACCGCUACGGGCGACGCCCCCCCUUGGGUGAAUAUCGACCUAGGCGAGGACCACGCCGCGGAUUUUCUCCAAAUUUUCCACUUCAAAAGAGUUAAUCUGCCGCAGAUGCAGUUUGACGUGUGCAACUUUGGCGACGGAGAGUACGCUAAGUUAGCCACGGACAAGAUGAAAAAGCUUUAUGGAGGUUUCUCCAAGGGCAGGGCCGAUCAGCAGUCUGAGAAGUGGCACCUCCCUUCUGUUGGGACCCCCAACGGAGGGGAACAAUCCACUUGCAUAGGGCACUGCCAGCAUACACACUACCUAUGCUACAACUUUGACGAAGUAAAGUUCCUAUUUGAGAAGGUAAAAAAAUAUAAAAAAAAAACGCUCACCUAUUUCUCCCUACACAAAGAGACAACAUUACAUUUAGAUAUCCUCCUGAAUUCAAGUGAGUCUUACUUUUACUUUAACUUUUUUACCAAUUCGUAUGAACAGUACAUGCAGAACUGCAGGAUGAUGUUAAAUUGCAUCAGUGCCCCCUUGGCGCAGAUAACACACGAGCAGUAUUUGUCCUUCCGGAGGGAGAUGGCCCUCAAGUGCGCACUCAUCCUGAAAGACAUUUUCAUCUGCACAAAAUGCAACACCCUUAUCGAUAACAUGCACGUGAAUGACCUUAACAGGGAUAGGAACCUCCAUUUUGAUGAUCACAUCGGGGGGCCCCUCACAGGGCAGGAGAAGGGGAUAAUCCUCCAAAUUGUAAAAUAUUACCUCUUCUUUUUGAGUACCUACCAGAUUGGGGAAGAGUCUACCAACUCAGCUUCCUUCCAAAGUGAGGAGGAAAAAAAAUCCUACUUCGAUAUAUACUUUUACGUGUGUAAAACGCUAUCCGCAGUGGACGACAAAAUCUUCCUCGUGCAGGCUUUGCAGCAUUAUCAGCGCCUGCUGAGCUAUGCCGCCAAAAAUAAAAUGUACGCCGAUGAGGGGUACAACGAGUACAUGCGCGACGUGUGCAGGAAAUCCAUUUGUGUGUUGCGCGGGAAGAUGCUUGACUUGGGGUAG